Bipolaris victoriae FI3 is the source of this 339-nucleotide messenger RNA. RefSeq lists its product as hypothetical. The annotation marks the transcript as partial. The record is from RefSeq and is a predicted model, not a curated record. The transcript has a single exon. Lineage: Eukaryota; Fungi; Ascomycota; Dothideomycetes; Pleosporales; Pleosporaceae. Gene Ontology annotation, biological process: mycotoxin biosynthetic process.
CAUUUGGUUAGUUUGCAAGUAUACCACUACCUUCACUGCAUUAACGCACUACGCCGCGCAGCAUACCAACAUGUUUACGGGGCUCCGACAAAGGAACAUCUAAAUCACCUCGACCAUUGCAUUGACAUGUUACGACAGGCUGCUCAAUGUCAAUCUGACCUGACACCUAUGUUAUAUUUCAACCCCGAGAAUGACCCAAACACUAUGCUCAUUAAGUCACACCAACACUCUUGUCGCCGGUUUGAUUUAGUAAAUGAAUGGGCGAUGGCUCGGUCUCAGUGCAAAGGGAAUACUACUUGUGCCAUCGAAGUAGGGAAGCAAGUAGGCGGCGAGAUGUAA